Molecule: messenger RNA, 1404 nt
Organism: Arvicola amphibius (Eurasian water vole)
Lineage: Eukaryota; Metazoa; Chordata; Mammalia; Rodentia; Cricetidae
Gene: Adra1a
Product: adrenoceptor alpha 1A
Biological process (GO): regulation of cardiac muscle contraction; regulation of vasoconstriction; positive regulation of cytosolic calcium ion concentration
Cellular component (GO): membrane
Molecular function (GO): alpha1-adrenergic receptor activity
Source: RefSeq, a predicted model, not a curated record
AUGGUGCUUCUCGCUGAAAAUGUUUCCGAAGGCUCCAACUGCACCCACCCACCAGCACCAGUGAACAUUUCUAAGGCCAUUCUGCUCGGGGUGAUCUUCGGGGGACUCAUCAUAUUCGGGGGUGUUGGGGAAACAUCUUAGUGAUUCCUCUCAGUGGCCUGUAAUCGGCAUCUGCACUCAGUGACUCACUACUACAUUGUCAACUUGGCCGUGGCAGACCUUCUCCUCACCUCCACAGUGCUGCCCUUCUCGGCCAUCUUUGAGAUCCUGGGCUACUGGGCCUUUGGCAGGGUCUUCUGCAACAUCUGGGCGGCGGUGGACGUCCUAUGUUGCACAGCGUCCAUCAUGGGCCUCUGCAUCAUCUCCAUCGACCGAUACAUUGGUGUGAGCUACCCGCUGCGCUAUCCCACCAUCGUCACCCAGAGGAGGGGCGUCAGGGCUCUGCUCUGUGUCUGGGCUCUUUCCCUGGUCAUCUCCAUCGGACCCUUGUUCGGCUGGAGGCAGCCUGCUGAGGAUGAGACCAUCUGUCAGAUCAACGAGGAGCCCGGCUACGUGCUGUUCUCCGCGCUGGGCUCUUUCUACGUGCCGCUGGCCAUCAUCCUGGUUAUGAACUGUCGAGUCUACGUGGUGGCUAAGAGGGAAAGCCGAGGCCUCAAGUCCGGCCUCAAGACCGACAAGUCGGACUCGGAGCAAGUGACGCUCCGCAUCCACCGGAAAAAUGUCCCAGCAGGAGGCAGGCGGGGGUGCACCAGUGCCAAGAAUAAGACUCACUUCUCAGUGAGGCUGCUCAAGUUUUCCCGAGAAAAGAAAGCGGCCAAGACUCUGGGCAUCGUGGUGGGCUGCUUCGUCCUCUGCUGGCUGCCUUUCUUCCUAGUGAUGCCCAUCGGUUCCUUCUUCCCUGAUUUCAAGCCCUCGGAAACCGUUUUCAAAAUAGUAUUUUGGCUUGGCUACCUAAACAGCUGCAUCAACCCCAUCAUAUACCCAUGCUCCAGUCAGGAGUUCAAGAAAGCCUUUCAGAAUGUGCUGAGAAUCCAGUGCCUCCGAAGACGGCAGUCUUCAAAGCAUGCCCUGGGUUACACCCUGCACCCGCCCAGCCAGGCUGUGGAAGGACAGCAGAGAGACAUGGUUCGGAUCCCCGUGGGCUCGGGAGAGACUUUCUACAAGAUCUCCAAGACAGACGGAGUCUGUGAAUGGAAGUUUUUCUCUUCCAUGCACCAGGGAUCGGCAAGGAUUACAAUGCCGAAGGACCAAUCUGCCUGUACCACAGCCAGGGUGAGAAGUAAAAGCUUUUUGCAGGUCUGCUGCUGUGUGGGGUCCUCGACCCCCAGCCUCGAAGAAAAUCACCAAGUCCCAACCAUUAAGAUCCAUACCAUCUCCCUCGGUGAAAAUGGGGAGGAAGUCUAG